UCGGUUUUGUUUCUUUGCAGCUAACUAUUUCGCAGCAUUCUUCUUCCUGAACGCCAAAGCAACUGUUGGGUGGCGAAUAAAAAAAUCGCUUGAUUAAUAAAUCUUUGUCUUCGGUUGGUUUUUGCUACAAUAAUUGUUGGUAACCUGCAUACAGUGGUGGCAAAAUGGAUCAUUCACAGCACAGUAUACACAACCACGAUCAUCAUAUCCAUGCCGUAGAUACUGCAACAACACAUGACCAUGCAGGCAUGAUAAUGCCUACCACAACUGUCAGCCCGAUGGAUACAAUGGGCCACGGUGAAAGCGAUCAUCACGCGAUGCAGCACAGUCACGAGCACGGAGCUAUGAACAUGGAGGGAGCGAUGCAUAAUAUGAUGUCGAUGGCGUUCCACUUUGGCUAUAAUGAGACUGUGCUCUUCUCUUGGUGGAAAUUUGAUAGUAUUAUGGGUUUGAUUGGCUCAAUGGUUGCUAUAUUUGUUAUGGCUGUGCUUUAUGAGGGUCUCAAAUAUUACCGCGAGUACCUAUUUUGGAAGACUUACAACUUAUUGGAGUAUCGACCCGUUACCGGUCCACAACGCAAUCCUGAAGAUCCACAGCGUAGCACGCCAUCGACGAGCGCCUCACCAGUGCAAUACGUUGGCGAAGUCAUACACAAGCAACCUCCAACGAUGCUUUCGCUAAAUCAUCUGUACCAAACCGGCCUCCACAUCAUCCAAGUGACGCUAUCAUUUAUGCUGAUGUUGAUCUUUAUGACCUACAAUGUUUGGCUAUGCAUCGCGGUCGUAUUGGGCGCUGCUGUGGGCUACUUCCUGUUCUGCUGGCGGAAGUCGGUGAUUGUCGAUGUUACGGAACACUGUCACUAGCAAUGUUUAAAAUGUGAAAGGCGCUUCGCAUGGAUGCGCUGCCUCUGGCCAAGGCAAAUUGGCAAUUCAAAUAAUCAACAAACUAUAGCAACUAAAGCUGCAACAACGGCAACAACAACAGCAACAGCAUGCCGUGCUUGCUCCAGAUUAGCUCGGAUGGGCAGCGGCGGCGACGGCGGAGGUGGGAGUAGUACGAACCGAGACGCAAUUGGUGUUAAGGAGAAUGGCAGGAAUAGUAAAAAUGGUGGUGGCGUAACCUGCCAUGCAACGGCAACUUCCGUAAUGAAUGCCACUGGUAGCAGCGUACGCUGUGCGCGCUAUUUUAAACGUUCAGCGUAUGACGUGGAGCAGCAGCGCGGCACGCAAGUGACCAUGACCAACGACAGCCAAAAGGACUACGAUAUUUACUACUAUGAACGGGACGAGUACGAAGAUGAGACAGUUGUUAUUGAUACGAUUGCCGUGUCGGCGACCACCACCACCCAGUUGAUGGAGAGCGGUUGCGGCAGCAUCGGUGCUAAUUGCCAGAAAUGUCGAAAUAUUAAAAUUCUCUUAAGACUAAGUUUAAGAUAUUUUUAUGAUAUAAACUGUGAGUUUGUGAAAAAUACAAUUUAAGCAAAAAAUACACAAACAACAAAAACCAUAAAAAAAAAUUAUAAUAAUAUCAAGUGAGCCAAGACAAGAAACAAAAAAAGAACACAAACGAAAAAUGCAAAUAAAAGUAGUUUAGGCAAGUGAUAGCAAGCAAUUGUACGGCAGGAGGAGCGUAUUGCAGAAUUUAAGAAGAUUUAAGAAAAAAAGUUAGAUAUUUUUACAAGAUGUAGUUGUACAGUUGUUAGUAAUUGAAAAUUUGAAAAUUGUAUGUUUUGAAUUAUGUAGGUUUGUGCGCAGCAAGUGGCCUGAACAAGCGCUUGAGUGCUAUGAAUGUGAUCGGUGACCAAUUCAAGCAAAA
This is a messenger RNA of Rhagoletis pomonella (apple maggot), 1815 nucleotides long. It is a transcript of the gene Ctr1A, whose product is annotated as high affinity copper uptake protein 1. Gene Ontology annotation, biological process: copper ion transmembrane transport. The coding region runs from base 165 to 863 and encodes 232 amino acids. The transcript has 5 exons. Gene Ontology annotation, cellular component: membrane. NCBI's taxonomy places the organism in Eukaryota, Metazoa, Arthropoda, Insecta, Diptera, Tephritidae. Gene Ontology annotation, molecular function: copper ion transmembrane transporter activity. The record is from RefSeq and is a predicted model, not a curated record.